Molecule: messenger RNA, 1842 nt
Organism: Physeter macrocephalus (sperm whale)
Lineage: Eukaryota; Metazoa; Chordata; Mammalia; Artiodactyla; Physeteridae
Exons: 5
Coding region: 1-1842 (613 amino acids)
Source: RefSeq, a predicted model, not a curated record
AUGCACCCGGUUACAGAGGUCGGGUCGGCGCGGGUCGUGUGCGCAACCGUAGAGGCUGCCAGUCGCAGACGUCGAGCUAGAGCAGCCUGGGCAAUGAACUCUUCAGGAAACAACGAAAAUUUUGAGGGCAGUAACUCCAGACCUUUUUUUCAUGUGCACCCCGUGGCCCAGCAGCUUCACCUGGGUCCCUGGUACCAGAAUCCUGUCUAUAAUCCAUUCUCCAUUCCUGGGGCAGGUUUCACAAAUGGAAGUCUGUAUUUUUCAUAUCCUGUGGUGCUCAAUGAGUAUCCUGGUUUCCUCGUCCCUCAAUCCCCAUUGCCCACUACUCUUAACCGACGACCCAUAGUCCCUGUGUUUUAUAACACGGCACAAUUCCGACAAUAUGGUGGCUAUUGGGAAAAAAUGAAAACAAAGGACACACAAACAGAAACUGAACCUCAACAGGCUGAAAACUUGAAUGAAAAACAAGACGUGCACUCAGAAGGCGACAGCCCUGAUGUAGGAAGGGUGACCAGUAUCCCUACAAUUACAUCAAAAGAAACUAUGCCAUUGUAUGAUGUGGCUUAUGGUAAAGCCAUGCCAGGGAACGAGGUGCAGCACAAUGGGAUUUCACAAACUUCCUGUGAAAGUAGAGGUGUGCUCUAUAGCCCUCGUGAGGGUAGAGACCACAUGAACUUGGGUGAAGAAAAGAAGGGAUAUGCAGCUGUUUCCCAAAACCCACCACCUCCAACUGACAGAGAUGAGAUCCAGAAUAGCCUGAACUCAAAAUUGGGAAGGUAUGCCAGAGAUGGCUCCCCUGAGGAUGUGGGUGGAGAGGAAGAGGUAGAGAGCAAUAGCUACCCUGAGGGGGGUGUUCCAUCCACUACCUGGUUGGCCCAGUUCAACAAAGUAGGUCAGGCCACCCAGUGCGAUAUGAGUUGGUGGUAUGAGGUACAGUCUGAGAGUUCCCCUGAGUCUUCACCAGGAAAUGGUAGAAAGGGAGCAGAGCAGAUGUCAGUGGGGAGCAGGAACCAGGAUGAAGUUGAUGAGGUAGAGAGCAAUGGCUGCAAGGGGCACGUUCCCUCCCCUUCCUGGUUGGCCCAGUUUACCAAAGUAGAUGAGGGCAUCCAGUGCGACAUGAGUUGGUAUGAAGCACAGGUAGAGAAAUCCCCCCAGCAGAUGCCCUCCAGAGAUGAAGGGACCUCACCAGACUGCAAAACCAAGGGGUCAUGGAAAAAGCCAGUCACAAAUAGGAAAUUAAGUGCAGACAAAGAUGAAGUGAUGGUGAAUGAUAAGAUUGGGGAGGUGUAUAAAGAGAACUUGAAAAGGUGUGCAGAGAUUAAAAAGACUGUGAAAGGCAGGGAGGUGAAAGACCUGAGCAGCUUCUCAAAUGUUAAGACAGCCUAUUUGUUGAAAAAAAGUGCUGCCUUGACCAUUGUGCUUCCUGAGGAUUCAGAAGACUCUGAGUUGGAAGUUGAAGAUGUAAUGCAUGAGGUAGAAUGCCUCCUUGAAGAAGUGAGUCCACAGGGCCCUCUGACAUCUUCCAAAGGAAGGUCUUAUCGGAAGGCUGGAAGGAUAAUCAGGAUGCCACCUGAGUGCUCUGUCCCUCCCCAACUUAUGGUCUGGCCCACCAGAAAUAAGUACAGGUUAUUACAAGCUGGUGGUGAAUAUGAGCACGUCGUCCCUGUGGUUUACCAGCUGAAACGACAGGAUGGCUGUGAAAGCGCUGGUGUCACCCUCCGAAGAAAACACACAAUGCCCAAGCCAGAUGGACUGGAGUCCAGGAGAGCCUCUCACAAACCACUGGAAUGUAACUAUGAGAGAGCUAAAACCAAGGUACCUUACAAAGUACCAGAGAUUUGA